CGCCGGCCUCUCGCAGGAAGCACAGGCAGCGUCAGGAGACUGUUGCGGAAGCACCGAAGGCCGGCUGCUUGUGCGCUCGGGGCCGGUCCGCACAGCCGGGGCUCCAUGGUGCCAGGGCGCGCGUGGGUCCGGCUGCUGCUGAAGACCUCCGGACCCGGGGUGGGGCUGCAUCCCCGCGGGCCCCCGUUAACGUCUGCACCCAGCCGUGGGAGGCUCUGCCCCCUGGCCCCGCCGGUCCGGCAUCAUCACCUCCGCCCCCCGGGGCUGACCAUGGCCUCGGGCUCCGAGGGGCAGCUGCAGCCCGUUCCUCCCUAUGGUUGGCCCAUGGAUAAGCAUGAGAAAAAUAAAAGGGACCAAAAGUCAGUGAUCUGUAUCGAAGGUAAUAUCGCGAGUGGGAAAACGACAUGCCUGGAGUACUUUUCUAAAACGACUGACAUUGAGGUUUUGGCAGAACCCGUAUCUAAAUGGAGAAAUGUCCGUGGCCACAACCCUCUGGGCUUGAUGUAUCAGGAUGCCUCAAGAUGGGGAAUAACCUUUCAGACUUACGUGCAGCUGACCAUGCUGGACCAGCACACUAGGCCUCUGAUUUUACCAGUGCGGAUGAUGGAGAGGUCAAUUCACAGUGCUAAAUAUGUUUUUGUAGAAAACUUGUAUAAAAGUGGGAAGAUGCCUGAUGUGGAUUAUGCGGUCUUAUCUGAAUGGUUUGACUGGAUUGUGAAGAACAUUGAUGUUUCCCUUGAUUUAAUAGUUUAUCUCCGGACCUCUCCUGAGACUUGUUACAAGAGAUUGAAGAUGAGAUGCAGAGAGGAAGAAAAAGUCAUUCCAUUGGAAUAUCUGGAAGCCAUCCACCAGCUGUAUGAGGAGUGGCUCAUUAAGCAAACCCUCUUCAAAGUGCCCUCUCCUGUUCUUGUGAUUGAGGCAGACCAGGACACACAGACAAUGCUGGAACUCUAUGAAAAAAAUCGGAACCAAAUAUUAACUGCAGGGAAUAUGAAGCAUCAUUUAUAGAACCAGGAAAAUAAAUCUAUGUGAUCAUAGUAGGAGCCUGCCAGGGUCUGUCAGUUUAGCCAGGAGGUCCACUCAAGUGAAUUUUCUAUCACAUCUGAUUAAAAAUAAAUGUGUUUAUAUAUAUGUACACAUACAACACACAGUAACAUACAUGAGACGUGAAGGGUAUUCCCAUAUGUACAUGCAUAUGUAUACGUCUACUUCAACAUGCUAAGUUUUGAAGUGUACGUAUAUACACAUUUGUAUAACAUGUAUGUCUUUGUUAAUUGCCAUGGUGUUCAUUUAUGAACAUGAGGCUUGUUGGUGGGAUGGCCCACCUGAUCUUGGGAUGUGGUCUGCCUGAGAUUUUUAGCCAAAAAAAAAAAAAUCACCUAGCAUCUAACUGUAGCAGGCCAUUUAACUGACUGCUGAUGGGUGCUGUGCUAGCAGAUUUGGACCAAUUAAUCCUAAUUGAAGUUGAAUGUCAUUCAUCAUGUAAUUAAAUUCAUGCAGCCCCCAUAAACAUAUAUGGUCACUGGCAUUAUUGAGGACCCGGAAGGCUUUUGUUCUGCUAUGUAGCUCAGUUGUAGAAGGUAUAAUAGUAGACUUUCAACCUUCGGUACUUUCUCUGUCCCAAAUCCCAGGGAAUCCUCAUUUUGCUUUUUGAUGACUUAGGAAUAGCUGCAAUGGUAGAGUUGGAUCCUCCUGACAACUUGAUAGUCCAGCCUUUUGUUGUGAGCAUGGGAACGGGAGCCUGUAUUUAUAGAGAGAAAGCCAGGGAGUGAAUGGAGCCAAGCGUCAUUAUUAUCUGGUAAUUUGUUUGCCAAUUCAUUGAGGGGAAUAAACAAUCAUUGGAUUUUU
Molecule: messenger RNA, 1848 nt
Organism: Trichosurus vulpecula (common brushtail)
Lineage: Eukaryota; Metazoa; Chordata; Mammalia; Diprotodontia; Phalangeridae
Gene: TK2
Product: thymidine kinase 2
Exons: 10
Coding region: 106-1008 (300 amino acids)
Cellular component (GO): cytoplasm; mitochondrion
Molecular function (GO): deoxynucleoside kinase activity
Source: RefSeq, a predicted model, not a curated record